Messenger RNA from Fukomys damarensis (Damara mole-rat), 2646 nucleotides. It is a transcript of the gene Csnk1g2, whose product is annotated as casein kinase 1 gamma 2. Lineage: Eukaryota; Metazoa; Chordata; Mammalia; Rodentia; Bathyergidae. Gene Ontology annotation, biological process: endocytosis; peptidyl-serine phosphorylation; positive regulation of canonical Wnt signaling pathway. The record is from RefSeq and is a predicted model, not a curated record. Gene Ontology annotation, molecular function: ATP binding; protein serine/threonine kinase activity. The coding region runs from base 384 to 1682 and encodes 432 amino acids. The transcript is spliced from 11 exons. Gene Ontology annotation, cellular component: cytoplasm; nucleus; plasma membrane.
AACAGACAGCAGACAGUGACCGUGAAGCGGUGAGCCGCUGUGGAUAACCGGCUGGUGGCUUCCAGAAGAGAUAGAUGCCACCUCUAUGUGGGCACCUAGGAGAAAUGACUCGCACACAGUGCUCACAGCAGCCAGGAGCUGCGUGCCCUGAGAUUUGAGGUGGUGGAAUCUGUCAGCAGAAUGUCUCCUCUCCCUGCGAGCGAAGCCCAGGCCACCAAGAUGCGCACUACCACCAGGCCCAUGAAAGUGCACACGACCCACUAGCUGGAGCCGCGGGGCCACGGGGCCACGAUGGUGUGCUAGGCAGCGGCGACCUCGGCUUCCACAGACUUGGGACCUGCAGGUGCAGAGCCACCGUGGAGAGGCCAGGGUAUCACAAACUGAUGGAUUUUGACAAGAAAGGAGGGAAAGGGGAGCUGGAAGAGGGCCGGAGAAUGUCUAAGACUGGCGGGGGCCGCAGCGGCCACGGCGUUCGGAGCUCAGGGACCAGCUCGGGGGUCCUGAUGGUGGGCCCCAACUUCCGAGUCGGCAAGAAGAUAGGCUGCGGCAACUUCGGGGAGCUCCGCCUAGGAAAGAACCUCUAUACAAACGAGUAUGUGGCUAUCAAACUGGUGAGACCUGUUCGACCUGUGCGACCGAACCUUCACGCUGAAGACGGUGCUCAUGAUCGCCAUCCAGCUGGUGCGCUGGAGGGGUGGGGCGGCUCCAGCAAGAGUCUGACUCCGCCCACAGAGGGCGUCCCUCAGGUCUACUACUUCGGCCCUUGCGGGAAGUACAACGCCAUGGUGCUGGAGCUUUUGGGGCCCAGCCUAGAGGACCUGUUCGACCUGUGCGACCGAACCUUCACGCUGAAGACGGUGCUCAUGAUCGCCAUCCAGCUGAUAACUCGCAUGGAGUACGUGCACACCAAGAGCCUCAUCUAUCGGGAUGUGAAGCCAGAGAACUUCCUGGUGGGGCGUCCGGGGACCAAGCGGCAGCACUCCAUCCACAUCAUCGACUUCGGGCUGGCCAAGGAGUACAUCGACCCCGAGACCAAGAAGCACAUCCCGUACCGCGAGCACAAGAGCCUCACGGGCACAGCGCGCUACAUGAGCAUCAACACGCACCUGGGCAAGGAGCAGAGCCGCCGCGAUGAUCUGGAGGCUCUGGGCCACAUGUUCAUGUACUUCCUGCGUGGCAGCUUGCCCUGGCAGGGGCUCAAGGCUGACACGCUCAAGGAGCGGUACCAGAAGAUUGGGGACACCAAGCGCGCCACGCCCAUCGAGGUGCUGUGUGAGAGCUUCCCAGAGGAGAUGGCCACGUACCUGCGGUAUGUGCGGCGUCUGGACUUCUUCGAGAAACCAGACUAUGACUACCUACGGAAGCUCUUCACUGACCUCUUCGACCGCAGCGGUUUUGUGUUCGACUAUGAGUAUGACUGGGCUGGAAAACCCCUGCCCACGCCCAUUGGCACCGUGCACUCCGACCUGCCCUCCCAGCCCCCGCACCGGGACAAAGUCCAGCCCCACAGCAAAAACCAGGCGCUGAACUCCACCAAUGGAGAGCUGAACGCGGAUGAUCCCACCGCAGGGCAUUCCAACGCCCCCAUCACGGCCCCAGCGGAGGUUGAAGUGGCUGAUGACACCAAGUGCUGCUGUUUCUUCAAGAGGAGGAAGAGAAAAUCCCUACAGCGGCACAAGUGACCCAGGCACUCUUGGCAUGUGACUGUCCUCGAUGCUGCCCUCGGGCCAACUUGUCCCCGAGGCUGUGGGCCACCCACAGGCUGGCCAGGCUGGCCAGCGACUCGCCGCAGCCCAAGUCAGACUGCGGGCCACUUGGCCCAGACGUGGGUCCCUUCCUUCACGUAAGACUUUGGCCGAAAUUUCUACACCUGUGUCUAGUCCUCCCCUCUGAGAGCAUUAACUAUUUAAACAAGGAACAAAGGAACCCAGAGGCCCGCUGCCCUCCCCGUCUGCCGAGUGAGUAGUGAGACUGGGCUGGGUGCCACCGCCGCCCGUUAGCCUCAUAAUGUCCACCUUGUCUCCCUUGAUCCAAAGGCCAUUUCCUUGAGAGGGCAGGGGCAGGCCCAGCCCAGGAGGGGUGUUCGGUGAGCUGGCUGCCCCACGAAGGGGGCUCUGGCACUGCUGCAGGGUGAGACCGGCUCGGUCCAACCCCAGACCAAAGGGGAAGGUGGGGCGGGGCGCAGUCCGGCUGGAGCCAGCCCCCCAACCAAAAUGCUGCACCAAAGCUGGGCCGGAGCGCAGCCCUGUGCUGGAGAGUGCACCUGCUCCCGGAGGCACCCUGGCCCCUCGGCUGGGCGUCCACUGCCCCUGCCCAGGAUCUGGGCCGUGUGGGCUCUCUCUGCACCAGCUGCAGCUGGGGCUUCUGGUCUCCGCGCUGCUGCCAGUGGGGCACAGCAGCGGGAGCCGAAUCGCCUUAAAGCCCUGCACCCUGUGGGUGUUGCUGGCGGGGCAGCCACAGAGCCGGGUGGCGACCCCUGCAGGGCCUGGGAAACUGCCAGGUGGGUGCGGCGCCCACUUCCAGGGUGGUGGUCAUUCAGGCAUAGUUCUUGCUUUACAAAGUGUACAGAAAUGGCAUUUACGUUUCUCUGACGCUUCCUUGAAGCCAUAGAAUUUAGGGGCUUUUUUAAGAAAAUAAAAAAAAAAA